AUGGCCAUUGCUGCACGCCACAAGACCGCGUUGCGGGAUUACGUGGACGCUAUUGGGUGCUUCAUAGACUGCGCCACGCUUGGCUUUAGAUGGUCCAGCGCCCUGUCACUUGGCAUCCAUCAUCUUCAUCUCCCAACACGGGGGGACGUCAAGGGUCUUCCCCGAGUCACAGGUUUGUAUCAGCAACUCCCACGCAUUACUCUUAAUUGA
This is a messenger RNA of Fusarium venenatum, 210 nucleotides long. NCBI's taxonomy places the organism in Eukaryota, Fungi, Ascomycota, Sordariomycetes, Hypocreales, Nectriaceae. The record is from RefSeq and is a predicted model, not a curated record.